Drosophila innubila is the source of this 526-nucleotide messenger RNA. RefSeq lists its product as uncharacterized. NCBI's taxonomy places the organism in Eukaryota, Metazoa, Arthropoda, Insecta, Diptera, Drosophilidae. The transcript has a single exon. The coding region runs from base 58 to 495 and encodes 145 amino acids. The record is from RefSeq and is a predicted model, not a curated record.
AGUUAGUUGUCUCAGUCUUGAAUGCGAAUUUGGGUAGAGUGAACGUGUUUUAACGAGAUGAUAAUUAAACUGAAGUCCCAAUUACCCUUAACCCUCACAUUGUUGUUGUUGUGGCUGCAGUUCCCGUUCCCACAGUGUGAGGCACGUCAAUUGAACGAUGAUCGCAUUGUGUUUCCGGAUGAAUUCAAAACGAUAAUGAUGCCCACUCGCAAGACAAAUCCAGUUCUGACCACGAAUGAGACGAAACAGCAGGAAGCAGACAUACAAUGGAAAUCAAUUAUAUCCAAAAAUGAGACGAUUCAGGAUUCAGCUGAACAGACGACGAAAGUUGCACAGGAGCAUUCAACUGAACAGUCAGAGUCCCCAAUAGUAUCCGAAGCUAAAACAAUGAUACCAACCAAAGUGGAAUUCGGACCACGCAUUACGCUGGACACACUUCCCAUUUGUGGAGAUGGUCUUAAACUGUCGGGGUCUCAUUGUCGGAAGGAAGCAUAGAAAGAUUUCAAUAAAUAUCGUACGCAAAAAA